ACACACAUAAUCAUAAUGGGAGUUUUCACCUUCUCUGAAGAGAGCAUUUCCGCUGUUGCUCCUGCCACACUCUACAAGGCUCUGGUCUUUGAUGGCGACAACCUCAUCCCUAAGGUUGUCGACGCCAUCCAGAGCGUCGAAAUCCUCGAAGGAACUGGUGCCGCUGGAACCACCAAGAAGAUCAACUACCUCGAAGAUGGACACUUGCACUACGCGAAGCACAAGGUGGACGCAGUAGACAAGGACAACUUUGUAUACAACUACACCUUAGUGGAGAGCGACACUUUCCCUGAGACUUUGGAGAAGAUCGCCGUCGAGACGAAGUUGGCGGCCGCCCCUAACGGAGGAUCCGUCGUGAAGGUGACCGUCAACUACGUGACGAAGGGAGACGCCAAGCCCAGCGAAGAAGAGCUGAAGAUUGGGAAGCAGAAGGGAGACGGACUCUUCAAGGCCGUUGAAGGAGGGAAGACCCAUCAUGUGUUGCACAAAGUAGAAGCAGUGGACGAAGCUAGCUUUGUAUACAAUUACAGUAUAGUGGAAGCGAGCGAUUUGCCGGAGACGGUGGAGAAGAUCUCGGUGGAGACGAAGCUGGUGGAGGGUCCGAAUGGAGGAGCCGUCGCAAAGAUCAGUGUGAAGUACUUCACCAAAGGCGAUGCUCAGCCGAGCGAAGAGGAACUCAAGACCGGCAAAGCCAAGGGCGAUGCUCUCUUCAAGGCCAUCGAAGCUUACCUCCUGGCUCACCCUGAAUACAGUUAAAUUAAGUUAAUCACUUAAUUAUGCCUUUGAUCUGGCUCUUAAUUAAGGUUUUGUGUGGUGCUGCUUUGCGUCGGUUGGUUUGUGUUCUGCGAUCAAGGCUAUGUGACAUGGCCUUUGUAAUUUGAUGAAAAGCUUGAGUUUGUCUCCGUGUUUGGUAUUGAUAAUAAGGUUGCAUCUAAAAUCUAUAUAUAUAUAUAUAUAUAUAUAUAUAUAUUUGAGGAAUAUAUAUUUCAGGAUUGGAUGUUUCUCAA
This is a messenger RNA of Neltuma alba, 1007 nucleotides long. RefSeq names its product class-10 pathogenesis-related protein 1-like. Gene Ontology annotation, molecular function: abscisic acid binding; protein phosphatase inhibitor activity; signaling receptor activity. Gene Ontology annotation, biological process: abscisic acid-activated signaling pathway; defense response. The record is from RefSeq and is a predicted model, not a curated record. Gene Ontology annotation, cellular component: nucleus; cytoplasm. The coding region runs from base 16 to 756 and encodes 246 amino acids. The transcript has 3 exons. NCBI's taxonomy places the organism in Eukaryota, Viridiplantae, Streptophyta, Magnoliopsida, Fabales, Fabaceae.